This is a messenger RNA of Hemicordylus capensis (graceful crag lizard), 1697 nucleotides long. RefSeq lists its product as uncharacterized. Bases 1 to 780 code for a protein of 259 amino acids. The record is from RefSeq and is a predicted model, not a curated record. The transcript is spliced from 3 exons. NCBI's taxonomy places the organism in Eukaryota, Metazoa, Chordata, Lepidosauria, Squamata, Cordylidae.
AUGGCCGCGGCAGCCGAGCUGGGCGCAGCAAUAGGCGGGGAGGAGCGCUGGAGGGGAUCGGCUUCUGCCCAGCCUCGCUCUGCCCGGCCUCUCCGCGCUCCUCUGACAGCGCCUCGGCUGAGGACCGGAGCCCACCCUUCGGCACGGCUGCUCUUCCUGCCGCCCCCACCCCAACACGCACUGGAUGGAUUUUUAUCCCCCGCUUCCGCUCUCUCCCCAGCGCUGCUCCCUCCUCAGGAAAUCCUCAGCACCGGUGAUCCAGUGAUCCGGCAGGCUUCAGAACCAGGCAGCCGGCCGGUGUUUUGCAGGGGUGAAUCCAAGGCAGCCGGGCAGCCUCGGCUGGGAGGGCAAGGCCUGGAGGCAGCAGCAGCAUUUCUCCCGGAGACUGGGGGGAGUCCCGGAGCUGAAGCCUGCCCAACAGCCAGGCAUGCAAGCGCGCGGGAGUGGUCCACGGGAGGCGCCAGGAAGAGGAUCACUGAAUGGGAAGGGGAGGCCCAGCCGCUGCCAGACACCGGAGGGGCGAGGGGGAGGCAGCCGCAUCGGGCCCGGCAGCGGGGGCUGGCUUACCCGCCGCGGUGCUUGUUGUCCAUCCGCUUCUUCUGCCUGACUGGCUGCAGAGGGAUGUUAUCGGUCAUGGCCGCGGCAGCCGAGCUGGGCGCAGCAGUAGGCGGGGAGGAGCGCUGGAAGGGAUCGGCUUCUGCCCGGCCUCGCUCUGCCCGGCCUCUCCGCGCUCUUCUGACAGCGCCUCGGCUGAGGACCGGGCUGGCUGCUGCUGGCUGAGCGGCGCGCAGGUAGCGUGGACGCUCACGCCACCCCUGCUUCUCCCUCCUCUUCCCUUCGCCCACAAAUUGGGCGGCGUUGCGCCCCACCUUUUAGGCAAUGCUGCUGCUUCCCCCCAUCCGCCGCUAUCCUACACAGACGCUAAUGCAGAGCCCACCCUUCGGGCACGGCUGCUCUUUCUGCCGCCCCCACCCCAACACGCACUGGAUGGAUUUUUAUCCCCCGCUUCCGCCCAUAUAAAAAUAAAAUUAAAUCAAAACACUUUUAACAGAAUAAAAACAAUUCAAAGAACUGAAACAAAACAAUUUUACAGUAAAAAGAUUGAACAGUUUAAAAUUAGUUUUAAUUAAAAGCCUGAGAAAACGUAUGUGUCUUAAGCGUCUUUUAAAAAGCUAUCAAAAAUUGAGAAGCUCUUGUUUUAAGAGGGCGAGCAUUCCCGAGCCUCAGGGCAGUCGCAGAGAAGGCCUGGUCCAGAGUAGCCACCAAAUGAAAAGUCAGUGGUAGUCAUAACCAGACUUCCCCAGAUGAUCUUAAUAGGCAGCAGGGUUCAUGACAAACGAGGCACUCUCUUAAGCACCCUGGACCUAUGCCAUUCCGGGCUUUAUAGGUAAUAGAACUUUGCAUUUUGCUCUGAGCCAGUGCCACAUUCUUAGACAUUGCUGUUUAAUGGUCCCUUCGAGUUGUCCCAGAGACCAGGCUGGCUGCCGUAUUCUGUACCAGUUGUAGUUUCUGAACUAUGUACAAAGGCAGCCCCACAAAGAGUGCAUUACAGUAGUCAAGCCUGGAGGUUACCAGCAUAAUUGUAAACCGCCCUGAGCCAUUUUUGGAAGGGCGGUAUAUAAAUAAAAUAAAAUAAAAUAAAAUAAAUAAAUAAAAUAUGUACUACUGUUUUAAGGCCAUUUCCCUCCAGAUAUGGG